GCGAAGACAAAGGGGAGAGUGUAUCGGCAGGGUGAAGUUGCGCGGAAUGGAAAGCGGAUAGAACAGGCACAGAAGGAUGCGCGCAGGCGUGAAACGGACGCGGUGAACGCUCGGUGUCCGCGUGGCGCGAGUUAGAAGUUGGCUUCGCGCUUUUAGUCUCGGCCCGUGUCUCUUCUCGUUCAUCUUCGUUCACCCGUCCCGAAACAGAACAGAAGGAGGCGAGGGUUCCCGCUUCUCCUGAGGUUCCGUCGCCCGCGAAUUUUCAUCGCGAGGAAAGAGGAGGGGAAGGAAAGAAAAAGAGGAAAGGGGGAGAAAAGUGUGGAACGAAGGAACGGAUCGGCCGCGUUGCGCGACGAUGAAGCGGAUAGACGUUCGGUUCGCAGGUGACGAUCGUCCUCGCGUUCUCGCCCUCGCCACGGGACGCCCUCACCUUUCGUAGCACCAAUUCCAAUCCAAUCCCGUCGCGUGGAGGGAGGCGCGCGUUCGAUGGAACGCGCCGGAACGGGUGAAAAAUGUCCGAGAAGAGUUCAAACGAAAUUCUCGAGGGGAAGAAGAGAAGCACCGCUCAACGAAGAUGGCGCAUCCUUGCCAAGGCGUUGAUCGGCACUGAACCGAUCACCGUCGAUCCUGAGAACGAGAUAUCGGUGCGCCGUUUCACCAGCUUCGACCUGUUGAGAGUGAACCGGUUGGAGGAGGGCAACACCGCGGAUCCGGACGCGGUGUUCGCCGCUUGGUACGAAUAUUCCACCGUUCUCGACAACAAGUUGUUCACCGUGGAGAUACGCAGGAGGACAAAGAGGAACUUCACGGCGAACGAGUUGAUCGGGUUCAACAAUACGGGAAACAUAUGCGUCUGGCCGUCGGAGGAGUGCUUGGCUUAUUAUUUGUUGAAGAAUCGCCACCUGUGUCGGAACAGAAGAGUCCUCGAGCUCGGUGGCGGUAUGAGCUGUUUGGCCGGGGUGCUCGCCGCCAAGUACUGCGACCCGAAGGAAAUCGCGCUCACCGAUGGGAACGUGACCAGUGUGAACAACGUGCGACGAAUCGUAUCUAGGAACGGCAUGUCCGAUUUCGUCGAGUGCGGCGUGGUACAGUGGGCCAAAGCGGCCAGGGCGAUCAGGGCAGCAAGAUCGGUCAGGCCGUUCCUACACCCCCAUCCCAACGCUCUUCGAGUCAAGAACUGGAGUGGCGGAGCCAAGGAUGUUGCAAAAUUAACGGAAAAACUGUACGACGUGAUCCUGUGCGCGGAUUGCCUUUUCUUCGACGAGGCACGCUCCGAUUUGGUGGAGACGAUCUACGGCUGGCUGGCAAACGAUGGCCUCGCCCUGGUGAUGGCGCCUAGACGGGGAUCCACUUUUGAACAAUUUGCGGAAGCGGCGAUAAAGAGGGGUUUCGUCGCGCGGCAAAUAGAUCGUUACGAAGCCACGAUUUGGUCGAGGCAUCUGGAAUUGUUGGAGAACAGCCAGGAAUAUUGUCCAGACCUCCAUUAUCCGAUCCUUCUCGAGCUUACCAAGCAGAAGAAAACGUCGCCAGGAUGAAAAAAAAAGCUUCGAACGCGUCGAAAAAACUUCGACCGCGUUCGAGGCGAGAUCCUAACGAGAGUUCCUCUCCCCCCCCCCCCUACCCACCUCCAUCUCGGCCCAUUCCCUUCUUCCAUUCCGUUACCAUUAACCGACUUGGCUUACUUCUUCGCACUUGCCCCCUCCCCUCUCCUCUCCCACUUUUUUCUCCAGAUGUUACAAUACCCCUCCUAUCGUCCACUCUGUACAAUAUAUUCCAUCUGAACCGAGAUAAAAUCCGGCAUAACAUCGAGAUUAUAUUAAUUGUUACGUCGAAUAUCCGUUCGAUUUUCAUCAAGUAUUAGAUAGCCAUCGUUAAAUAUUGCUUAUUCGUAAACGCGAUACCGCGUUUUUUUCCCUCUUCUCUCUCUCUCUCUCUCUUCCCCCUCCCCAAAACGUACGAGUCGAGUAAACGAUAGUAUUUCAAGUACCUGAUGUUUAGACCGAUAGAAUUGAAAAAUGGUUUGUACACGGCGUAUCUGUACGAUCUACGCUGUUGCCCUGCCGGCAAGAAAAAUAUUUAGAAAUGACGAGGACGAGGACGACGUUGUUACACGUAUAUAUAUAUAUAUAUAUAUAUAUAUAUAUAUAUAUAUAUAUAUAUAUACACGGCGUAUAUAUAUGUUAUCCGAUAACCGUUUUUUCGUUUCGUGUUCCUCUCCGUGAAAUUUUUAUUGAGAAAAUUAUUAUACCUUCUUUUCGCGAGGAAACGUUUGCAUUCGUCGGGUACGUUGUUCGUGUCGAACAAAAUCGGCCGAUCGAUCUUCGAAGAAUGAAUCUCGUUUCGUUCGAUCUUCGUGGAUCGAUUUUGACCGAAACGCUACGCUUCACAUUUUUCGAUCUCUAUCGAGAGAUAUAUAUAUAUAUAAAUAUACUUCUUCGAAUACUUUUCGAUGAUAUAUAUAUAUACACUGUAUAAACUUCGAUCUAGUUAUUCGAUCAAGGGUCCAAAAUGAACCGAUUAGAAAAAUUAUAUAUAUAUAGUAUACGAUCUUUGUUAUAAGACUUUUUCACCAGUUCCUCGAUGGCCAAUUAUAUUCUUUCAAGUGUAAACGUGUUGAAAAAUAAUAAUAUAAUUUUCAGAUUUGGAAGCGGUAUACCGCGAAUAUUUAUUCGUUUAUACGCUUGUUUUUCUUUCUUACGUUUGUCUUCGUUUAUUUCGUUGAUUUAUCUCUUUUACUUUCGCGUUAUCGGAAUUCACAUUACGUUCAACAAGGAUCGUUUCUUUUCCUUCCUUCCUUUCUUCCUUCCUUCCCUUCCUUUCUUUAUAUCUGUUUUUUUCGUUUCUUCUUACUUUUUUUCUUGUUUACAACCGCGUUGCAACGCAAACCGAACCUCAGUCAUCACAAAGGACCAACUUAGUUCAGCCUAGUCAAAGCUACCAAACAAAUUUCCAUUAUCGCGUAUUACCUAUACUUAUACACCUUUACGAAGGAACAACUAUUUGUGCGUACGUGAGUAUGUGAGUAUGUGCGUGAGUGAGACAAGACAUGUAAGAAAACGUUGCAAAUAAAAUAAUAUUUUCACUUAACAUUUCGAUUGUGUUAUCUCUCGCGAUCUAUGAGGGGAAAGAAUCGACUCGUUUUAAAUUCGAUCCUUUCAAAUCUUUUCCAUUCUUGUUGACCGCUUUUCCAUUGACUUUUUAUAUAUUUCUUUUUUUUUUUGUUUCUAUCUACUGAUUACUCUUAUUAUUAUUAUCGUACAUAUUAUCAUACCCGAUUUAUUCUUGCGCUCUUUUUCCAAUCUCUAGCGGAAUGAUUGGCGUGUCGAUCCACGAUUACACAAUUCGAUCGUCAGACACGAACUUACUCGAGAUUAUUUUUGAAUGGGAACUCGUCCAUUGCGACCCUUUAGAAAUUUAUUAUUAGUAUAUACCUGAUAGAUGUUUAUCAACCUUCUUCCCCCUUACACUUGGGGAGAAACCAAUUCAACGCGAUUGUAUGCGGCGCUUGCAACGAUUUAAAAACCGCUGUGUGUUUUCGUUCUAUUAAUAAUCCGUUCGUUACAAUAAUCAUUGUAAAAGAAAAAAAUUUAAUCGGACGUACAUUCGCGCAAAACCGGCAUUUCUUACGACCGGUGAUCUCGGCGUUCAAACUCGCGUUUAACGAACCAGAUGCCGAAAUGUUUUCCAGAAAUAACGAAAACCAGCUCCAGAGAAAAUAGCAUCGAUCGUUGUUUCACGAUUAUGUUAUCUCUGAAUACCGUAUGGAUCGAUCUCUCGUCUUUCUUUCGAUUCUCCUUAUUCUCAUCCACGAAUCGAGGAUGAAGAAUAUAUCGUGAAAAUAUAAUAUUUUGACGAUUUGUACGAAAAAACAAUUUUUUUUUCUUUUUCUACAAUAAUUAGCAUCCUCGAGUUUAAAUCAUAACUCUUUUUUUUUCCUUUUUUUUUCCUCUCUCUCUCUCUCUCUUCCAAAGAUUACGACGGAAUAAGAGCAUUAAAUCGAAAAAACUCGCUCUAUAUGGAAUAUGGAAGCUCUAUAGAAGAACGAGUGAAAGAGAGAGAGAAUAAAAAAGUAAGAGGACAUAAUAGAAUGUUUCACAUAUAGGGCUGCUCACUCGAGACGAAUCAUAUAGAAUACUGCGAAACAACGUGUUCCCCUAACACGGAUAUUUGGAAACGGUUGGACACGUUGGAAACAGUUUAUCGGAAUUUUCAUAUCGCGAUGCUCGAUCGUUGAUGAACGAAGAUGACAUGUGCGAUCACCUCGCCGCACGUGUAUCGACUCGGUUCGAACUAUAGCGCUAUAUUAUACCGCGUUAUAGAUCGUUGCGGAUCUUAGUUGUGAUAUAAGCAAAAAAAAAAAAAGAAAAAGAUAGCUCGGCCACGAUAAACCAGCUUUAUUCGUAUUUAUUCAUUGGGAAUAUAAAGUGGCGAGAAAAAAAAAAAAAAAAAAAAAAGAACAAGCCGCAAAGUCACGGUAUCGAUGUUGGAUGCGGUUUACAAGACGCGCCUUUCGAACACGUAGGAACACAAGUAUACAACCCUCCAAGAUAAAAUUAGAACAAACCAUGAACCUUUUUUCCGCUCGGCCGUAAGAGAGCUAUAAAACGAUCUAACUAAACCCCGACGUUCGGAACGUCGUCGUGUAAUGUAUAUAUAUAUAUAUAUAUAUAUAUAUAUAUUUUCAAAUCUUUCAUCAAAUUAUCGAAUAAUUUUCAAAGGGACUAACCUAUUACGAGAAAAAACGUUAGCAAUUCAUUAUUUACUUCGUAAAUAACGUAAUAUGUUAAAUGUGCACAAAUUUCUUCAGACACGUGAACAAUAUUUAUGAUGGAUACGACAGAUACGAGCCGAUAGUUCCAUCUCUCUUUCGCCUAAAAAUAAACGGUUGCGUAAAAUUAAGGGCGUGACCGUUAGUGCAUCGUCGUCGUCGUCGUCGUCGUCGCCAUCGUGAAAAUUACAUUUUCUAGGUGCCAAUUGUUUUUUGGCUGGCUGCUACCUAUUUACCUCUGAAAUUUAUCAAAGAUAUUUCUGAUUUGCGACGGCUCGAUUUCUUGUCCUCUCUCUGUCUUUCUUUCUCUCUCUCUCUGUCUUUCCCCCCACCCCAAGCUUCCACGUGACUUCGAGGCAACUGUGUCGCCCUCACAACCGUCAUAUUCUCUUCGCCCUAUGAGGGGAAGGGGGGAUUUUCGUUCUUUCCUUCUAUGGACGGUGAUUGGCGGUUCGCGCGCGAAAAUAUUCCACCCGGUUUGGAUGUAAACGGCCAAUCUCGAUCGAACACUCGUGCCAAAAAGUAAGCACGAAAAUAUACUCUGGUGUUGGCCGAUUACGAGAAUCGUGCCUGUUCGUUCUAUUCGCGUGCCAAUGGAUCUCUUCUCGAGUCUGGAGGGAUUUUGUGCCCUCGCCCUCGACCUCGCUGCGUGAACAAAUCAUCGUUCAUUCAAUCGGAAAAUCAUGAUCGAAAGAGAAGAAAGAGCAAGAGAUUAUCGAUGGACGAAGACCACGCUUUGAAAGAGUGGUCGAACAGCCCGUCUAUUAAGAACGGUCGACAAUAACGCUCGUCGAGAAAAAUAUUAAGGAGAGGGGAUAUUUAAACACAAAGAAGAGAUACGAAGGUACCAAUUGGCUCAUCAGACGAUUAACUGAGUUGGCCAACCUAAUCUUCUCUUUAGCUAUUUUUACGACGUUGCCGCUAUUAAUACAUGCUCUAUUAUUGACAUAACGUGGCAUUGUUGAAGGAAUUGCGAUUUCCUUCGAUUCAUGACUCGAAAAACAUUCGAUUGAUUCGUCAAUGGUAAACGUCAAAAUUUAACAAGGGAGGAUGGUUCCUUGUUUGAAACAAAUGAAAAAAUUAUUUUCGAAAAGAGAGAAAAUAUUUUCUUUUAGAUUUGAAAAUUAUCCUUUUUUUUUAUUGAUGAUUUACAACAGAUAUCCUUUGAUCCGUUCUUUUCUUAAGCAUUCUAUCCAAUUAAAAGAUAGAAAUGAGGAAUCGUUGGAAGUAUAUAAAAAAAAAAAAAAA
Molecule: messenger RNA, 6016 nt
Organism: Apis mellifera (honey bee)
Lineage: Eukaryota; Metazoa; Arthropoda; Insecta; Hymenoptera; Apidae
Product: calmodulin-lysine N-methyltransferase
Exons: 2
Coding region: 513-1535 (340 amino acids)
Cellular component (GO): cytoplasm
Molecular function (GO): calmodulin-lysine N-methyltransferase activity
Source: RefSeq, a predicted model, not a curated record